Lathyrus oleraceus (garden pea) is the source of this 1173-nucleotide messenger RNA. RefSeq names its product LOB domain-containing protein 13. The record is from RefSeq and is a predicted model, not a curated record. Lineage: Eukaryota; Viridiplantae; Streptophyta; Magnoliopsida; Fabales; Fabaceae. Bases 258 to 965 code for a protein of 235 amino acids. The transcript has 3 exons.
AACACGUGUGCAACUCAUUGACAAAGAGAGUUUUCUCUCUCUUUCUCUCUCUAAAAUGACUAUAAUUUCUUAAUAGCUCCUUCAUUUGUGUCUUAUAUAGAUCAUUGACCAAAUUUUCCUUAUAAUCUUACCUUAUAAGCACUUUUACAUUGCUUUCAUACCUUGUUUGUGUGUCUCUCCAUCUGCAUCUAAAUCAAAUCAUUUCUCAUUGAUUCUCAACAACAUCUUAGAUCAAGACAAUCAACAAGCAUGUUUGGAUGUCAAGAGACAGACUAGACGAUAUAGCAAAGAUCAACUUAUCAUCAGAGGGAGAAGCAUCUUCUCAAAUGGGAAGGAAGAAUUUUUAUGGUCCAACUUCUGGGACAACCUUAAACACAGUAACCCCUUGUGCUGCAUGUAAGCUUUUGAGAAGAAGAUGCGCUGAGGAAUGUCCUUUCUCUCCUUAUUUUUCACCUCAUGAGCCUCAAAAAUUUGCAGCUGUUCAUAAAGUGUUUGGUGCUAGCAAUGUCUCAAAGUUGCUAUUGGAGGUACCUGAAGGACAAAGAGCAGAUGCAGCAAAUAGUAUGGUUUAUGAAGCAAAUUUAAGGUUAAGAGAUCCUGUAUAUGGAUGCAUGGGUGCAAUAUCAUCGUUACAACAGCAAGUUCAAUCAUUACAAGCAGAACUACAUGCAGUUAGAACUGAGAUACUAAAGUACAAAUAUAGAGAAGCUGCUAGUAACUUUAUUUCCUCUCAAGUACCAAUGCCUACAAAUGCAAACUCACAACAAGAUCUUUCUCAACCUCUUGUUCUUCCAACUUUAGCUCCUCCAUCUCCUGCUCUUCCUCCACCGCAAAAGGCAUCGGCUUCUCAAUCGAUUAUCCUUUCGUCGUUUUCUUCGUCUUCCGGUUCUUCUGUUUACACUCCAGCUAAAUCAACAAUGAGUCAUGGAUCUAUCUCUAGUGAAAAUAUUCCUUACUUUGUUUAGGUCUAUUUGAGUACUUAUUCAUUUUAUUUAGGAAUGAUUAUGCUUAAUUUUCUUACAAGUGUAGUUUAUAUUUUUCUUUUCUUCUCCUUUGUCCUUUUGAGAAGUUAUGGCGUAGGAAAAGAAAAGAAAUUAAUCCCACUACAUUCAUACGCUUUUAGUAGUAUAUUUUCUACUCUUUUUAUAAUUUAUAGUACUUUUUCCUUUUGUG